AUGGGUUCUACUACCAUGCUUCUCGCCCUAUUCUUCAUCUCCUUGCUCACCAUUGUGCCCAUAGUUCAGGCAGCCUUCACCCGUGUCUCCAUCACCAGAUCCGCCACUCGCAGCGUUCUCAUCAGCUGCAUCUCCCCCAGCACCACUACUCUAUCCGCCAUCCAGACCCUCUUUGACGUCAAACACCUUCGAACUCUACUCGGCACUAAUUCCUUUCCGACCUCGACCUCACCGCGCCAAAGCAUAGCCGCAAAGGAUAAGGUCAUCAUCCUCUUCCGCCGCCGCUGCUCGAACGGAACCAGAACCUCGAACCAUCGACUGGUGUGCGCUGUGCAGAAGGGCGACGGGCUGUACCAUAUCGUGGCGGAGGUGUUCGCGAGACUGGUGGCGUAUCAGGAGAUUCGAGCAGUGGACGAUAUUCUGGACGUGAGCUUGAUUGGAGUAGGAUCAGGGCUGUGGAUUCCGGUGUCGUAUGGCUGUGGUGAGGUGAACAGAUCGAAGACGGUGCACCACGAGCACGUAGCGGAAGCCGGGAGCUCCAUGGGGAUGAUUGUGGAGGAGUGUGACACCUAUCAUGAGACGUUGUUGAGGCUCAACGGCACGGCAUCACAGAUCCCAAGGAUCUUCAGCCGUCUAACGUGCAGGUGUGAUUCUGGGGAAUAA
Molecule: messenger RNA, 663 nt
Organism: Vitis riparia (riverbank grape)
Lineage: Eukaryota; Viridiplantae; Streptophyta; Magnoliopsida; Vitales; Vitaceae
Product: lysM domain-containing GPI-anchored protein 2-like
Exons: 1
Coding region: 1-663 (220 amino acids)
Source: RefSeq, a predicted model, not a curated record